AUGGCCGGGUGGAGCUGCCUUGUGACAGGUGCUGGAGGCUUCCUGGGGCAGAGGAUCGUCCGCCUGUUGGUGGAGGAGACCGAGCUGCAGGAGAUCCGGGUGCUGGACAAAGUCUUCAGACCCGAGUUGCGGGAGGAGUUUUCUAAGCUCCAGAGCAAGAUCAAGCUGACCCUGCUGGAAGGAGAUAUUCUGGACGAACAAUUCAUGAAGAGAGCUUGCCAGGGCACUUCGACUGUCAUUCACACCGCCGCCGUCAUUGACGUCUUCAAUGUGCUCCCGCCUGAGACCAUCAUGAAUGUCAACCUGAAAGGUACCCAAAUCCUGCUGGAGGCCUGUGCCCAGGCCAGUGUGCCCAUCUUCAUUUACACCAGCACCAUAGAGGUGGCUGCACCCAACUCCUACAGGGAGACCAUCCAGAAUGCCUGCGAAGAGGAGCAUCUCGAGACCUCGUGGUCGGCUGUGUACCCACGGAGCAAAAAGCUUGCCGAGAAGGCCGUGCUGGCAGCGAAUGGGUGGGCCCUUAAAAAUGGUGGCACCUUGUACACUUGCGCCUUAAGGCCCACGUACAUCUAUGGGGAAGGAAACCCAUUCCUUCAUGGCUUUAUUGACCACGCCCUGAGAAACAAUGGCAUCCUGCCACGGAACAGCAAGUUCUCCAUUGUCAACCCAGUCUAUGUUGGCAACGCGGCCUGGGCCCACAUCCUGGCCCUGAGGGCCCUGCGGGACCCUGAGAAAGCCCCCAACAUCCAAGGACAGUUCUACUACAUCUCAGAUGACACACCUCACCAAAGUUACGACGAGCUCAACUACACUUUGAGCAAAGAAUGGGGCUUCUCCCUUGACUCCGGAAUGAGCCUGCCUGUAUCCCUGAAGUACUGGCUUGGCUUCCUGCUGGAAAUGGUGAGCUUCCUGCUCAGUCCCGUCUACAGGUAUCAACCCCCCUUCGACCGCCACGCAGUGACACUGCUAAAUAGUGUGUACACUUUCUCCUAUAAGAAAGCUCAGCAAGAGCUGGGCUAUGAGCCUCUCUUCAGCUGGGAGAAGGCCAAGCAGAACACCACGGAGUGGGUUGGCUCCCUGGUGGAGCAGCACAAGAAAGCCCUGAAAACAGAGACUCACUGA
This is a messenger RNA of Miniopterus natalensis, 1122 nucleotides long. It is a transcript of the gene HSD3B2, whose product is annotated as hydroxy-delta-5-steroid dehydrogenase, 3 beta- and steroid delta-isomerase 2. Gene Ontology annotation, biological process: steroid biosynthetic process. The record is from RefSeq and is a predicted model, not a curated record. Gene Ontology annotation, molecular function: oxidoreductase activity, acting on the CH-OH group of donors, NAD or NADP as acceptor. NCBI's taxonomy places the organism in Eukaryota, Metazoa, Chordata, Mammalia, Chiroptera, Miniopteridae.